This is a messenger RNA of Macrosiphum euphorbiae (potato aphid), 1116 nucleotides long. NCBI's taxonomy places the organism in Eukaryota, Metazoa, Arthropoda, Insecta, Hemiptera, Aphididae. The record is from the annotation of a GenBank genome assembly.
AUGAUAAGUGAAAAACAUGACACUCUAACAAUAUUUUACUGGUUAGCGGAAUGGAUUAAAGAUGGAGGUCCCAUACCACAAGAAACUGCGUGUGAUUACUCAAAAGCAUUGCUAGGAGCAAUUUCAAGAGCAUUUUGUAAUGGUACUACCUUAAGUGAUUAUGUGGAUAAAUGCUUCAAUGUUUUAUGCUCAAAAUCUUAUAAUGACUUGCCACCAUGCUUUAUACGAAUUGAUAUUGCACAUUUAGUUAAACUAGUUUGUCGCUGGAAAUGUUUGGCUGGCACUAACAAAUAUAGACUGAAACAGUUUUAUGUUAGAUGUGUUAUACUAUUAGUUGAAGCGAAAUGUAUAGAUGAGUUUGAAAAGAUAUUAGUAAACAUUUUAACAGUAUCAAUGAGCCAAACAGAGGGUGAUUUAACUAAAAGUACAGGAAAAUGUCCAUCUGAAGAAGCAAGAACCAGAUUACUUUUCAAUAUACGAGGUUCCAAAAUUAAUGAAAAUGAAGUAGUGAAAUCUACAAUCGAUAACAAUGAUACAUUUCCCGAUCACUCAGAUGAAGAAACCGAUGUUUCAAGUAAACUAAAACAGAAUUCCAAAAUCAAUGCAUUUUUGAAUACAAUAAAAUCAAAGAGUAGUUCUAACUCGUUAGUUGAAGGUGAUCGAAUAAGUCCAUAUUUUUUGCCGGAUUUUUCCAAAAACAUACUGAGGCUUUGUAAAGAAUUUCCUUUAUGGUCAAAUGUCAUGUCCCCAGUUUUCAAAUCACCAUACGAAUGUGCAACAUCUGCAGCCGUAGAAGGAGACUUUUCUUUACUAAAAAAUAAUAUAUUAAAGAAAAAUACGACAACUAUGACUGUUGAUCGCUUUCUAGUCACCCAUCUCAAAAGUAUUGAAAGUUCAAUGAAAAUUGCACGUAGUAGUCAGUUACAAGAAAACAACUUUCAUGAAAUACAUUUUGCAAACAAAAUUGAAAAACCAAUUUCUCGUAUGUCACCAGUGUCUUUAUUAAACUUUAUACCUUCUGACAAAGAGUACGAAAGUGAUUUAACGGAAUACGAGAAUAAACAUGAAAAAAACCAACGAUUUAUUGAUGAAAAUGAAAAAAAAACUGAUAGAUGA